Molecule: messenger RNA, 1119 nt
Organism: Paramecium tetraurelia
Lineage: Eukaryota; Ciliophora; Oligohymenophorea; Peniculida; Parameciidae
Exons: 5
Cellular component (GO): cytosol
Molecular function (GO): protein binding
Source: RefSeq, a predicted model, not a curated record
AUGGGAUCAAAAUGUUCAAAUUGUGCUUAAUGUUAGAAAGAUAAAUUGGAAUAACUCAAUGAAGUCACCAUAACUAAGAAAUCUGAAAGCCAUAAAAAUGUUAUUUCUUCAAAUUCUUAAUUAUCUUAAUAAAAUAAUGCCCAUCUCCGUAAAUAAAAAUCAAAUUAAAGUCAUGAUGAUACUGAUAAGAAAGUUCGGGCAUUAUUACUUUCUAAAAAGGCUAUUGUCAUAUAAAAGUAUUGGAAGGGAUAUAAAUCCAGGAAAGCCUAUGAACAGGCAAGGAUGUAUUUAAAAAAGUCUUAAAUUGAGUAAGCAACUAUAGAAAGUAAAAGCAAAAGAAAUACGUAGAAAUAUUUUAUAUAAGAGGACAAGAAAAAAUUAAGUUUGAAUCUCAAAAAAGAGAAUUUCGACCAAAAUACGAAUUUAAGAGUGGGUCGACUUAUGAAGGAGAGUGGUUGGGUGAUUAAAGAGACGGUUAAGGAAUUUAAAUUUGGGUGGAUGGAGCCAAGUUCAUAGGUUAAUGGAAGAAUAAUCAAGCCUGUGGAUAAGGAACCUUUUACCAUAUCGACGGUGCUACUUAUGAAGGACAAUGGGAGAGUGAUAGAGCAAACGGAUUCGGAAUUUACAAACAGUCAAAUGGAGUUGUUUACUCAGGAUAAUGGAAAAAUGAUUAUCAACAUGGAUAAGGUCAGGAGAAAUGGAUUGAUAAUUCAAUGUAUUAGGGAGAAUAUUUCUAAGGCAAGAAAUAAGGAUAAGGAACGUAUAAGUGGCCAGAUGGAAGUUACUUCGAAGGAGAGUGGUUUGAUAAUAAGAUAAAUGGUUAUGGAGUUUAUGUUUGGGCUGAUGGAACGAUAGUACAAGGGAAUAUGGAAGGAUAAUAAGAUGCAUGGAUAUGGAGUAUAUUAAUGGACAGACGGACGAUCAUAUCAUGGUGAAUAUCUUAAUGACAAAAAACAUGGUAAAGGAAAGUACUUUUGGCCAGAUGGGAAAGUAUUUGAAGGAGAAUGGGUUGACGGGAAAUAGAAUGGAAGAGGGAAGUACUUAAUGCCAGAUGGAAGAGUUAAAUUUGGAUGGUGGGAGAAAGGCAAACGAAUAAAUCUUGACGGAAAAUUCGAAUGA